AUGGGCAAGAGAAACAGAGAACAUUAUGCCAAGGGUAGCAACAAAAAGCCCAAGAGUGGAGCAAAGCUACUAGAGCCAAACACUGCUGGUAUUUACGCUACGUGUCCUCGUGGAAAAGAAAAGCAAUGUCGCCAGGAGCUCAUGACUGUGCUAUCUGAGAAAAUCACUGAAUAUUUUGAUCUCCCUGAGAACGACGAUAACAAAAGUGAAGAAACAAAUGCCUUAUCUAUAGAAGAAAAGAUUCAACAAGAGCUUUCGGAAAUGAAAGAGGCCGAUAAAAAUACUAAGGCAAACUAUUUGCAACCAAUUGAUGUUGAUAUCGAAUGUGUUGUGUUUAUUAAAACGAGGAAACCAGUAGACCCAGUGAUGCUUGUCGAGAAAUAUGCUCAGGAGUGUUAUGAUUCUGGUGUCAAGACUACAAGAAACACACAGAAACUCACUCCAAUUAGCGAUUCGUGUAGGGCAACUACGGAUCCAGAGGAUCAUUUAAAAGAUUUGGCUAGGCGAGUUUUGGCGCCACAUUUCCACGCAAGGGAUCGAAAACCAGUGAAGUUUGCCAUUCAAGUUUCGAAAAAGAACUUUGAUACACUCACAUCAGAGGUAAUCAUCAAAGCAGUGGCUGAAACUGUGGGUCGUGAUCAUGGACAUACGGUGGAUUUAAAAAACUACGACAAAUUAAUCAUUGUUGAAUGCUACAAGAAUAACAUAGGUAUGAGUGUUGUGGAAAAUUACCUCAAGUAUAGCAAGUUUAACUUGCAGCAGAUUUACGAUAAGGUAUCAAGGUAG
Lodderomyces parapsilosis is the source of this 786-nucleotide messenger RNA. Its product is annotated as putative tRNA acetyltransferase. Gene Ontology annotation, biological process: tRNA modification. The coding region runs from base 1 to 786 and encodes 261 amino acids. The transcript has a single exon. Gene Ontology annotation, molecular function: RNA binding. The record is from RefSeq and is a predicted model, not a curated record. NCBI's taxonomy places the organism in Eukaryota, Fungi, Ascomycota, Pichiomycetes, Serinales, Debaryomycetaceae.